AUGUCGCAAAUCCACGGCGAGUCUGCUAGUUCUGCCAGCUUGCCGAGUCGACCUGUCACAAUCAACAUUGGUGGCGAGAAGCUCAUCGCUGUGUCUCCAAGCUUGUUCGACAUUCUCGGUGAGAGCAAAAUGUCUGCAAUUCUUUCGGGGAGGUGGGAGACACUUCGUGACUCGGAUGGAAACAUUUUCAUGGACUAUUCCCCUGAGGUGUUCAUGCCACUGGUUGAAUGGUUGCGUCACAGGCGCGAUGCCUCGCCGCGCAGCAGCAUCCGCGUGCGCGUGGAACCCCAGUACAGGGAUCAGUGGAUCCGGAUGAUGAGGAGCUUCUCCGUUGAAGCGAAGCAGCUGUUGAUAGCAGGUGUGUCUAAGCAGGAUUUGCUCAAGUUUGGGUUUCCAGAAGAAGAGCUACGGGACCAAGCAGUGGAAGAGCGGCCUCCUCCAGCAGCGGAAAGGAAGCAGCGAGCACUUGCAAAUGUGGAGCUUGAAGAAAAGCUACGGGAAUGUCGGGCCCGCACCUACCCCCCCGAGACCUCGGUGUCCAGAGCGCGUGCUCUAGGUUUGCUGUAG
Symbiodinium sp. CCMP2592 is the source of this 567-nucleotide messenger RNA. The record is from the annotation of a GenBank genome assembly. Lineage: Eukaryota; Dinophyceae; Suessiales; Symbiodiniaceae.